This is a messenger RNA of Phascolarctos cinereus (koala), 2855 nucleotides long. RefSeq names its product plasmalemma vesicle associated protein (gene PLVAP). The record is from RefSeq and is a predicted model, not a curated record. Gene Ontology annotation, biological process: regulation of vascular permeability; positive regulation of cellular extravasation. NCBI's taxonomy places the organism in Eukaryota, Metazoa, Chordata, Mammalia, Diprotodontia, Phascolarctidae.
GACUGCAGGGAGGGAAGGGGGAGGUGGACAACAGGAGGCCCCGCCCCCCCCCUUUCCCCUCAGAGCCCAGGGCCUGGCAGGCCUGGCAGAACAUUCCUGGCCCAGCCAUGGACAGAAACAGCUACUCACGGACAGGGCUCCAUGUGAGCAGCUCUACCCACCGGGGCUGCUGGUACUACCUGAAAUAUUUCUUCUUGUUUGUCUCUCUCAUUCAAUUCCUCAUCAUCCUGGGCCUGGUGCUGUUCAUGGUCUACGGGAAUGCCCAUGCUGGCACAGAGGCUCACCUGCAGGUGACAGAGAAGCGGGCUGACAGCCUGUCGGUGCAGCUGCUGUCCCUGAGUGCCCUCAAUGCCAACCUCUCCAAGGAACUGAACAUCACCACCCGCUCCCGAGAAGCCAUCAUGCAGCUGCUGGUGGGCAGCCGGCGGGACCUGGACCGCAUCAACUCCAGUUACCGCCAAUGCCAAGUGGAGCAGAUUCAGAACCAGAACAACAUGAGAUAUGUGAUUGCCAUCUUGAAGAGUGAAGAACUCUGUCGACAAAAGCUUGCAGAAGUCUCAAAGAACUACACAGCCCAGGUCCAGACCCUUGAAGAGAAGGCCAAGGCAGCCCAGGUGCAGCAGGAGGCCCUGAAGAUGACCUGUAACAAGGACAAGGAGGUCCUGAUAGCAGCCAAGGCAGCGGUUGAGGCCCAGAUCAAAGGCUGCAAUGAAGAAAAGAUGCAUAACUUUGGUGAGUACCAGCUGGUAGUGAGCGAGCUCCAGCAGGUCCGAGACCUGUGUGCUGGACUGGACAAAGAGAAGCUCAUCUCCAAGCUGGAGCAGGUAUGGCGGGAAUCCCUCUUGUACAAGUCUUUGGACAGCAUAUCCUUGCUUUACUUCAACCCGGAGGCUGACAAGGUGAUACAUCGCUGCAGAGAACUGCCCAGAAUCAUAUUGGAGAAGUCCGAGAACCUGGCCAGAGAACUUAAGAUAGGCAUCGAGCAGGUGGUAAGAAACACCGACCUGAAGCGUCAGAAGGAGGCCAGUGAGAAGGGCUUGGCGGCCUGCAGGGAGGAGAAGGAGAAGGUCACCAAGGAGACCCAGGAAAGGGUGCAGAAGAUCCAUGAAGACUGUGUCAAGCAGUCCCGGCUAGCCUUGGAAGAGAAGGCCACGCUGCAGAAGGAGAAGGAGGCCUUGGCCAAGGAGUUAGAGGAGAAGAAGAAGGAGCUGAUCUUGGUCAAAGGUCAGCUGGACAUCAACAAGUCCACCCUGGAAACCUGCAUCAGGACCAAGGCCCAGGGUACACUAUCCAUUCCUCGACCCCCUGGACCUGUUAACCCAGCUCCUAUUGACCCUGCUGGCCUAGAAGAAUUCAAGAAGAAGCUCCUGGACACUUAUCAGAAGGUUAGCAUACCUUCUGGAAACUCAGUCAGCGGCUGACGCAGUGGUGGCGGCAGAAGGAUCUGGCGACACAUCCCGGAGAGGAAGCCGAGCUCGACCUACCGUGAUGCUCGCCAGAUGUCCACGCGGCCCACAUGUCUCCCCCAGUACACAUGUAUACCCUGGCACAUAUACACACCUAGACACACACCCCUAGACAAUCCUCACACUUAGACACUCCCCUCCUCCCACUUCCCUGUUCCCACUCCCAGACAUACUUAUGCAGAUGCAUACUCGCGUACACACGUAUACACACUCACAGAAACACCCUUGCCUUGCAUACAGGCACCCACGGACCAUAGGAUCCACUCUGGGCCCGUUUGGGGCAUGGGUAGGAGACAAGCCCCUGGGUCUGGAAUGAUGGGGGGAGGGACUCUGUGCGUGGUCACUAAAUGUGUCCAUGGGUGCUAGGUAAGCCCAAGUAGGGGGAGAGGGAAACACGCACUCCCUCUUCUCCUUCCUUCCCGUUCCCCCGGGAUGCCCUGUUUGCUCCCGAUCUCCAGGGGCUCACACUUCACGCUCACUCUUGUCCUGUGGGCUCAGCCCACAGUUUCUCUCUGAACAUUUAUCAUUUGACUAAUGUAUCUAAGCGGCCGCUGUCUCCUCCUUAUCUUUAUUAUCUGUUAUCUCCACUGGCUGACACAUCAUAGCUUCACAAGGCCCCAAACUGAGGAAAGAUAAGAGCAGGAAAAGCUCAGUCUCUGGCUCCCAGGGGAACUGCUAUCCUCCCCCCACGCCCUAGAGCUUCCCAAAAAUCUCUGGGGGAGAAGGGGGGCAAGGUGUUGUUCGCAGAAAUCAAAGGCAAGGAGGUCUUCGAAGGGCAAGGCUCUCCUCUGCCUGGUUCCUGUAAGCUUGGCCCAGGAGGUAGCUGGAAAGAGGCCUAGGUGAUGCAGGGGAAGGAGUAAGGUAUUUGGAAUCCAAGGACUUGGAUUCAGAUUCUGAUUCUCUUCUUGUGUGACCAUGGCCUCACCUCUCUGGACCUCAUCUGAAAAAUGAGGGGCUUAGAAUAGGUGAUUCUGAAGGUCUUUUCAUUUCUAAGUCAUAUAAUUCUGUUCCUGCGCCCAUACUAUUCCUCUCAUACUAUAUUCUGCCCCAUCCCACCCCUGGCACUGCCCUGUCCUACCCCUGGGGGUCAAGGCCAUUACCCCCACUACCAGAAGCUUACCCCUCAGCCCCAGCGCUGACCAAGCCUCCUUGGGGAACUCCUGAUCCUCCUGGUGCCCUGAAUCUAGAAUCCCUAGAGAGCAUUCCCUCUCAAGGGGCUCCAGGUUCUGGGGGUAAAACCUGCAUGGUGGUGGGAAAAAGGUUCUCUGACUGUCCAUGAACGCUCAGGUUUGAGCUAGGGAGUUGGGAAACUGAAGGCCCCUCUUUUCCUCAUGCUGUGAUGCUCUGAUUCUACAUGGAAGUUCUAAUAAAGGAUAAUUGAACCCAAAA